Messenger RNA from Leptosia nina, 1281 nucleotides. The record is from the annotation of a GenBank genome assembly. NCBI's taxonomy places the organism in Eukaryota, Metazoa, Arthropoda, Insecta, Lepidoptera, Pieridae.
AUGGCACAACCGAAGGAAGCCGCAGGAUACAAACUGGGAAGCUUGAUAAUCGAAGGAAAGACGAAACAAGUGUUCGAUCUGCCAGAAUGCUCUGGGCAAUGCAUGCUUAUCAAUAAGGACAGAAUCACUGCUGGAGAUGGUGUGAAAGCCCACGACAUGGAAGGAAAAGCAGCCAUUUCCAACCAGACGAACGCCAAAGUUUUCGAAAUCCUAAAGGCUGCAGGUAUCAAAACAGCAUUCGUAAAAAUGGCAUCGGCGACUGCCUUCAUUUCGAAAAAAUGCGAUAUGAUACCAAUUGAGUGGGUCACCAGACGGUUGGCAACUGGUUCAUUCUUGAAACGUAACCCUGGUGUACCUGAAGGUUUCCGUUUCACCCCACCAAAACAAGAGACCUUCUUCAAGGAUGACGCCAAUCAUGAUCCAAUGUGGUCAGAAGAGCAGAUAGUAUCAGCCAAGUUCAAUGUUAAUGGAGUUCUUAUUGGCCAAGACGAAGUUGAUUACAUGAGACAAGUGACAAUUCUAGUUUUCGAAAUCUUGGAGAAGGCUUGGGCCCUUCGGAAUUGUGCUUUGAUUGAUAUGAAAAUUGAAUUCGGAGUAGACGUCGAUGGUAACAUCUUACUUGCCGAUGUUAUCGAUUCUGACUCAUGGCGACUGUGGCCAUCUGGUGACAAGAGAUUGAUGGUUGACAAACAGGUUUACCGAAACCUAUCAAAUGUGACCGCUGCCGAUCUGAACACAGUGAAACGUAACUUCGCCUGGGUAAAGGAUCAACUCGACCACCUGAAACCAAAUGUCCACCACAAAGUUGUUAUCUUCAUGGGUUCGCCUGCUGAUGUUGAACAUUGCAAGAAAAUAGCUAAAGCCGGUAAAGAACUAGGACUUGACGUCGAUAUGCGUGUAACCUCAGCACACAAGGCCACAGAAGAAACUCUUCACAUUAUGCAACAGUACGAAGACACGCACGGGGCGCUUGUGUUUAUCGCUGUGGCUGGCCGGUCUAACGGCUUAGGACCAGUAUUGUCAGGCAAUACAUCAUACCCUGUUAUUAACUGUCCGCCGCCUUCAGAUAAACUUGUACAGGACAUUUGGUCUUCCUUGUCUGUACCGUCUGGCCUUGGCUGCGCUACUGUCAUCUAUCCAGACAGCGCUGCUCUUAUGGCAGCUCAAAUCAUCGGUCUUCAAGAUUAUAUAGUCUGGGCUCGCCUUAGAGUUAAAAAAAUCGAAAUGGCAGCCUCACUCCGGGUAUCUGAUAAGAACAUCAGGAAACUUACUCUGGAAUAA